AGUAGAAUACAAGUAUAAAUGUGUACGAAAACGCGAAAUGUACAAAAUGCAAUAAGCUGCUUUCGAUAAUAAAGUGAUACUCUUAUUAUGUGUGUACGAGCGUGCGUGCGCGCGCGCUCUGGUACCCGGAUGACGCUCGCAGUGGCGUCAGUGCGCAGCUGCAGGCCGGACUGACGGAAACAGGACUGGAGCUGCAGUUCAUGGAAGACCGUCAGAGUAAAACACAAGACAGUGGACGGCAUCAGGAGGACACUAAAGACAGUAUUAAAGAAUCAAGUUCAUCUGUCCCGUCUCUCACCCCCCUUACCUGUACUUCAUCACGUCCUGAUUUUACCCAAACAAUCUCCCCCUGUCCUGUCGUCGGGGGUUCAACUAACCCCCCUGAGGGAGGGAACAAUGCAAAGUGGACCACUGUGGCCAACGGACAGCCCCCCUCCGCUGUGUCUCAGCGCUAUAUGCCCCGUGAGGUGCCACCACGCUUCCGAAACCAGCAGGAACCCAAAGUGCUAUUGAAGAGAGGCCAGCCGCCACUGUCCUGCAUGCUGCUGGGAGGUGGACAGGGAGGGGACGUCACGCCCUCCACUAAUGCAAGCACAUCUGAUCCCUCAGAUGCUACUGUUUCUCUGCACUCAUCAUCUGAUGCCUCUGCCACUCCAACUUAUGCAAAUUACUCAUGGGGUCUUGGCCCAGAAGGCCAAUCUUCCGCUCAGGGAAUGGACAAUAUAGACAGUUCUGAUACAGAGAAAUGGCCGAGUCUCAGCAAGAGUGGAAGACUGGAAAGUUCUUGGAGCAGUGAUCAGGGAGCGUCUUCUCCCAUUUGUGAAUAUUCAGAAGCCAGUGCAGUGGUGGGUGCAUCCUCACGGUCUGAGAUUAAAGAAUCUAUUAAAGGAGCGGAUCAGUCAUUCAAUUCCAAGGUGCCAUCUUCUGCUGGAGAUCAAGAGGGCUCUCGAGGCCUAAACCCAAACUACAGCCCUCCAUCCUGGUCUGGUCCUGUACAAGAUGACCCUGACGGAGGACUCUUAACCAACACUGCCUCUGAGGAAUCUCCUCCCACACCCUUGAGUCCAGCUGGUGCGCUGUCCCAGACGCUCAGCAACAACAAAGAGUGUAUUAUGGGUGAUUGGGCGGAGCUUAAAGCUGGACCAAAUGUUGUUGAUAGCAAAGAGGAUGGGGUCAACUUAGAUGCAUGGGAUACAGGUGAAGAGCAGGUGAAGAGGGGGAGUGAUACAGCAGGAGAUAAUAGGACAGCUGGGGAUGAAAGUUCAGUUGGUACCACUGGCAUCUCUCAGGGAGAGAUGGGUGUUACAAAUGAGCAGGCAUCUACAGGAUGGACCUCAGACUCUGUUGGGACAUCAAGAGAGGACUCUUCUGUGUUUGCAACCAGUUCAGUGACAUCAAGAGAUGACAAUCAGAAAGGCGUUAAUGUUUGGGAUGGCUUAGAGAAAGAAUCAGCUCGAGGGGAAAGUAGUAGGGAUGGAAUGCACAUCCAGAGUCCCUUAACAAGUCAGACCUCCAACCCUGAAGAGGCCUUGCAGACCAUGAUCAAUCGCACUAACCUGGACCCUAAGGUGCUGUGCAACACAGGAUGGGGCAAGACCCAGAUCAAACAGAGUGUCGCCUGGAAUGUAGAGAAUGUUGUCUGUAAUGUAGAGGAAGACACUACCCGCCAUAAGGAGGGCUGGAAAGGUACAGGUGAUGCCCCUUUUUCUAGCUCCAAAAAGCAGGAGGGAAUGGAGGUGAAAAGGGAUGGCUGGGGCAUGCAUGGAGAAGUUGGUACUGGUCACAAAGGGGGUGGAUGGGGGGAAGCCCAAGACAAUGACAGUACAUGCAGGAGGGAAGGGGCAGAGUGGGACCAAGGUAGCAGAAGUGAGUGGAGACAGACGACACCUUUACCCGAGGCUGGAGGCUGGAAGGAGACGAGAAGUAGUGACUCCAAUAAUCAGGGUGAGGGGUUAUGGGGCAGCUCUGAAAAGGAGGGGCAUCAGAGUGGUGGCUGGGGAGGUGUCAACGUCAAGCAACACCAGGGAUGGGGUGAGAAGCAUCUUCCAUCACAAAUACCAAACAAACAAACAGCACUUAAAACCCAAAACCAACCGCAGCAGCAAUCACAGACCCAGCAGCAAAUGCCGGGACAUCCAAAGGCCUUGCAGGACAGGGGUCAACCAGGAGGACCAGAGGGUCAAAGUAAAGGGUCUGGAUGGACAUGCGGCCCCAUCCCUGAGAUUUCUUCAGUUGUAGAGCCGAGUGGGUGGGAGGAACCCUCGCCUCAGUCCAUUAGCCGAAAUAUGGAGAUUGAUGAUGGCACAUCUGCAUGGGGCGACCCAUCACGUUACAAAAACAAGAAUGUCAAUCUGUGGGAUAAGAAAAGCUCACAGACCCAACAACAAAGUUGUCAGUCAAGUGUUACACAGUCUUCUGGAAGACAGACUGGAGCUCCACCUAAGAACCCUGUUUCUGCAACAUGGGGACAUGGGGGCAGUGGUUCACCAGAUCAGUCUGUGGACAAUGGGGCAGCUGCAUGGGGAAAAUCAGUUGAUGCCCCAGCUAGCUGGGGGGACUCAGAGGAACCAGGGAAAGCUGGAGUAUGGGGAAUCUCACAUUCUCGUCCUACCAAGUCUGGUUCAAAGUCUAUGCAAGAGGGGUGGGCUGACGAAAGCUCACCUGCAUCCCGUCACUCUAGCUGGGAGGAGGAAGAUGGUGGCACUGGCGUCUGGGGCAGCAGGGGAUCUCAAAGCAGCAUGUCCACGUACAACUCUGGAAGCUGGAAUCAGAACCAUGGGGGCAGGCGACAUAGUACUCGGAGCCCGGUUAAAGGUAACAGUGGGGACUCAUGGGCAACUCCUAUGACUCGACAGUUCUCAAACAUGGGCAUCAUGGAUGAAGACUCCAGCAUGAGUCAGGAAAGACAAGACAAGAGAGGAAUGAAUGAUGGAGAUAUGCGGCGAGGUGGCAGGGCUGGAGGAGCGUUCCGCUCACAGAAUUCCAAAGAGAUCACACCUGGGGAUAGUGGGCCAUACCUGGACAAGGCUGGUGGUCAUGCUAUGUUUGGCAGUGGUGGGAUAGCUCAGCAGAGGGGGGUACAUCAGGCUGGUGUGCACCCUUUAAAUCGUUCCCCUGUGAUGCGGGCACAAGUGCCUCAGUUCCUUCCUCCUCAGGUUGCUGGGCCAAUGCUAAAGCCAAUGGCGCCUCCUAGUGGGGGAAUGUUCCCUCCUCAGCUCUCCCCUCAGCACAUCGCCAUGCUCGGAGGUGUUCAUCCUCACAUGCAGCAGUUCCAACUGGCUUGUCAACUCCUCCUUCAACAACAACAACAGCAACAACAGUUCCUGAAUCAGAGGAAGUUUCCUGCUCCUCCAAGACCGCAGCAUGACCAACAGCAGUUGGCGCGUAUAAUGGCUAUUCUGCAGCAGCAGCAGGGUUUGGGAGGAGGUAAACUCCCCUCGUCUCCCAUGGGAGGACCUAUCUCCAAACAUCCGGACACACCGCCUCUCCAUCACCUGAAUAAACAGCCGGAUGUGUCUCUUCAUGCUGCCAUGGGAGGACCUGAGAUGCACAACAAACCAUCUACUGCGUUCACAGGUUUUGCUGGCGCCUCUGAUCUGGAUUCUCUGAUUGGUUCUUCUGGUGGACUGAAGGAUGGAGGAAGUGUUCAGUCUCGCUUUAAAUGGAUGAUGGACGGAAGCAGUCUGACACCUUCACCACCAGAGCCCACAUUGCAUAACGGUCCAGUAAAGUUGGGCGGUGGCUCCUCGUACUCUCAGUAUGAUGUGUUGGGUGGAAGCUGGCACAGAUCAUCAGGUGUUAAAGUGGACACAUCACCUGUCAAUCCCACCUGGCCUCCAGAGUUUCAGCCGGGUGUCCCAUGGAAAGGCGUACCGAGUCCUGAACCGGACCCUUACAUGACUCCUGCAGGACUGCUGGGAACAUCUGUUCUCACAGAUACAGAACAUCAUCUCCUGCAAGAUAACACAGGGUCAAACUCACUCAACACACGUUUGCCUUCACCUGGUGCCUGGCCAUACAGUACCUCAGACCCAACACACACUGUACACGCUUCAGCUAAGUAUUCAGAACUGAAGUCCAGUUGGCCCCCUGAGCCCAUUGGACACGGCAAAUCAUGGAGGACCAAUCGGAACAGUUCUCAUCUGCCCCGCCCUCCUCCAGGCCUCACCAGUCAGAAACAGGCAUGGUCAGGGGAGGGGCCACGGAUGCCCAGGGUGUGGGGAGGAGGAGCAAACACUCAGGAGUUGCCCUUUAAACCUGAGUGGAGUGAUGGAGGAGCAGGAAAAUCUUGGCUGUUACUACGCAACCUCACACCACAGAUUGACGGCUCAACACUGAAGACGAUCUGUUUACAGCACGGUCCGCUGCUGACCUUUCACCUCGGUCUGACACAGGGCAGCGCUCUGAUUCGCUACUGCAGUCCUCAUGAAGCCGCCAAAGCCCAGAGUGCCCUGCAUAUGUGUGUCCUGGGAAACACCACCAUCCUAGCUGAGUUCAUGAGCGAUGAUGAGGUCAUGCGCUACUUCACACAUUCCCAGACCACUGGGGUCACGGGGUCACCCGAUGGCUCGUCCGGCUCUGACCCCACGUCACGAGAGGGCGGAGGUUCGGACGAGGGCGCGGCGGUCAGGAUGGCGAGCGCGGGCUGGCAGGGGUUGGACGUGUCGGGCGGUUCUGGGCCGGAAGGACCCGGACUCGCUCUCCUCAGCCAGUGGAGCAACAGCACAGAGGAGGGGGCGGGAAAAGGAUUCUGGGGGGGCGUGGCUCCCGGUUACCACGGCAGCAACAGCAGCAGCUUGUGGGCCACUUCUCAGUUAGAGGACGGCCCAGCUGGAUUGUUGCCAGGCAACCUGCUCGGAGGCGGGACAGAUAGUUUGUGAUUGACAGUUAUUGAAAUACUGGUACAGUUAAAGCUGCGGUGUUGUUUCUGUGCCACUGGAGUCAAGAAGUGACGGAGAAAAUGAUAAAUGUCUUAUUUUACCCUAAAUCCUAAAUUUGUAAGCCUAAUUUUAGGAUGUUUUUUUCAAUUGUGAUGUUAAUUCUAUGAUAAUGUAAGAAUCAGAGUUUGAAGAAACACACAAACACUGAUGUUAUAUGGAGUGAUGCCGUGCUUACACACAUUCUCAUCGCCAGAGUUAAGCUAUCUUGUAUUUGAAUGCAGGGACUGUUACUAAAGGCCUUUCUUUCACCUACCGCUUCACUUCAACAUCCAACAGAUCUUCACAUCGCAUUUCAUUUUCAAUCAAGCAACACUUCAUGCUGGUAGAUUUUUGAGUCUCAUGAAAACAUGUCUGUCUUAUAUUUCACCCCAAAAUCAAAGAAUCAGUUUAUCCUGAUGUUAGUUUCAUUAUAAUACAUCUGUUUGUCUUACACAUCUUUCAGUAAUGCCAGAAGAUCUUGAUGCUCUCCUGUAACUUUUUUUUUUUUUUUGAUGUUGAGGGGAAAUAUAAGCGGUUUGUGAUGCACUGCCACUUUCUCAUUUAGUAUUUUUGUCUUGUUUUCAGUACAAAUAUCUAAAAAUUCCUAAAUCAAGAUGCAUUUUCUUGAUUAUAAAUAAGUCAAGAAAUAUACAAUUUUUCUUACCUCAUUGGCAGAUUUUUUUUUGCUUGUUUUAUGCACAAAUUUACUUAAAUUGUAUAUUUUUGUGUAAACUAAAGACUUAUUGUCUUAGGUCAAUUUUUAGGUAUUUGUAUUGAACACAAGACAGAAAUACUAAGUAAGAAAGUCUUUUUUUGCAGUGUGUUUAUAGUUAUGUUCAGUGUUCAAUAACGCUGUGGAUUGAUGUUUGUGUAUUACUGAACACCGGUCUCACAUACAGACCGAUCACUGUUUUCAUUAUCUCUCUGAUUUAACAUUUAUAUCAUUUCAUUUGAUUAUUUAAAUGUCUUUUUUUUGGUAAAGCAUAUACAAGUUAUGUUUAAAGACUGAGCGUGUGUCUAUAAUGUAUGUAUGUGUGCACUUUACAGUUUGUUUUGGUGUAUAUUUGUGUGCGGCUGCUUUAGAUUGAUGUUGUUUAUUGUGCACUAUACACUGCUGGUUGUGUUUGGCAUUAGCGGGUUUUGCGUUUCUUUUCUAAGUGAACUCAUGUAGCCUUUUGUAUAUCGGCUGAACUGCAAUAAUGAUUCAAUGAGCAUUUAUAAGACACAAACAUGUGACGGCGUUUCUGCCAAAAAAAAAAAAAAAAAAAACUUAUCUGCCUGUCCAGAGUUUACAAACAGCUAAAAGACAUUAUACAUGUGUUUCUGUAUUGUUGUUUUUGUUUUAAAUUAAGACUUUAACACUCCUUUCAGUGUUUCAUUUUUUUGAGAUUUUACAAAGAAAAAGUGAAGAGCUUAUUUAAAUACGUGAAAUAUGAAGCUGUUAUAAAGAUUGAAGUAUUUCAUCUCUGUC
Molecule: messenger RNA, 6390 nt
Organism: Misgurnus anguillicaudatus (oriental weatherfish)
Lineage: Eukaryota; Metazoa; Chordata; Actinopteri; Cypriniformes; Cobitidae
Source: RefSeq, a predicted model, not a curated record